Molecule: messenger RNA, 3805 nt
Organism: Dunckerocampus dactyliophorus (ringed pipefish)
Lineage: Eukaryota; Metazoa; Chordata; Actinopteri; Syngnathiformes; Syngnathidae
Gene: cav3
Product: caveolin 3
Exons: 2
Coding region: 168-626 (152 amino acids)
Biological process (GO): regulation of membrane potential; caveola assembly
Cellular component (GO): caveola
Molecular function (GO): transmembrane transporter binding; molecular adaptor activity; connexin binding
Source: RefSeq, a predicted model, not a curated record
CUCCAUUUUUACCAGCAGCUGUCCCCUGGCAUGUCAAUGGGAGCGUCACAGCCGUGCAUUCAGGGGUUCAGACGGUGAUCCGCUGUUGCUGCAGUGUGCACGUUGAAGCCUCACCCUCACCCUCACUGUCUGACCAUCCAGGACCCCUGCCUGCAGCCCCUCCAAGCAUGGCGGACCAGUACCAGUACAACACCAACGAGGAGAAGAUCGUGAAGGACAGCCACACCAAGGAGAUUGAUCUCAUCAACAGAGACCCCAAGCACAUCAAUGAAGACGUGGUGAAGGUGGAGUUUGAGGACGUGAUAGCGGAGCCCGACGGUACCCACAGCCUGGAUGGCGUCUGGAAGCUGAGCUACACCACCUUCACCGUGUCCAAGUACUGGUGCUACCGCAUCCUGUCGGCCAUCUUCGGCAUCCCCGUGGCUCUGCUGUGGGGCUUCCUGUUCGCCUGCAUCUCCUUCUGCCACAUCUGGGCGGUGGUCCCCUGCAUCAAGAGCUGCCUCAUCGAGUCGCAGUGCGUCAGCCGCAUCUACUCGCUCUGCAUUCAGACCUUCUGCGAUCCUUUCUUCGAAGCCCUGGGCAAGAUUUUCAGCAACGUGCGCGUGGCACUGCGCAAGGAAGUCUAAAAACUCACUGCUGUUAACUGGUAUCGUCGGAUGAGCUCUGGUAUCUUUUUCUACAACAAAUGUUCCACUUGGCGCCUCGCUUGCUCCUCGCCAUGCUCCUGUCCUCAAGCAGCCUCGUGAUAUUAGCAGGAUUUGAUACAAAAAGUUCACUUGCUGAUGUUGAUUUUCAAUGAAUGGACUUAAAGGAAAUAAUACGCCUUUACCCCAGGGGGUGUUGGAAGUCUGAUCAUUUCUGAUUUAUGGCAGGGGUGCCCAAGUGCAGCCCGGGGGGUCAUUUCUGUUUUUUUUUUUUUAUUGGCCUAAGGCACAUUCUGAAAAUAUAAUUUAACAACAAAAAAAAACUGCAUAAAUAGAAAAAUCUGCAGUAAUUUUACAAGAAUAAAGUACAAAUAUUAAAAGGAAAAUGUUGAAAAAUGAAAUAUAAUAUGAAAUAUCUACAAGAAAAAAAGAUUUUUCAAAUCGUAAUAUUAUGGGAAACAAAUUUUGGAAAAUUAGGUGGAGGAAAAAGUUCGAAUUCCUGUAAAUAUCUGACUUUAUUCUUCAAAUUAUACACAUACACAUUAAAAAUUUAUAAUCUGAGAUUUCGAGAAUAAAAUCCAAAAUUUACGAGAAUAAAUUCGUAAAUUUAUGAGAAUAAAGUCGUAAAUUUACAAGAAAAAAAAGUCCUAAACGUAUAUAAAACGUAUAUAACGUAAACUUAUUCUCGGGUGUUUAUGACUUUAUUCUUGAAAUUAUUAAUAUACAUAAAAAUAUAAUAAUCUGAGAUUUUGAGAAUAAAGUCGUAAAAGCAUGACAAAAAAGUUAUAAAUUUUCGACUUUAUUCUUGUAAAUUUACAACUUUUAAAAAUGUACCUUAAUAAAGUUAUACAUUUACAUUUCGUAAAUUUUUUAAAAGUCGUAAAUUUACGGGAAAAAAGUAGUAAAUUUGCAACAAAAUUUACGAGAAUAAAUUCAUACAUUUAGUAGAAAAAAGUCAUAAAUUUAUGAGAAAAAAGUUGUAUAUUUACGAGAAUAAAGUCGUAAACAUACGAGAAAAAAAAUCUUACAUUUAGGACUUUAUUUUUCUAAAUUUCUGACUUUUUUACAUUUAUGAGAAUAAAAUCGUAAAUUUACAAGUUGUAAAUUUGCAGCUUUAUUCUCGUACAUUUUGAAAAGUCAUAAAUUUGCAACUUUUGUAAAUGUACGAGAAUAAAGUCAUACAUUUAGGAGAAAAAAGCCACAAAUUUACGAAAAAAAAGGUUGGAAAUUUGCAACUUGUUUAAAUUUACGAUAAUAAAGUCAUAAAUUUAGAAGCAAAAAGUCGUAAAUUUACUAGAAAAAAGUCAUAAAUUUGCAACUUUUACAAAUUUACAAGAAUAAAGUCGUAAAUUUACAAGAAAAAAGUUGUACAUUUUCAACUUUUUUAAACUUACGAGAAUAAAGUUGUAAAUUUCCGAGACAUGAAGUCAUACAUUUACAACUUUAGUCUCAAGAAUAAAGUCGUAAAUUUGCGACUUCUUUAAAUUUACAAUUUCAUCCUCGAAAUCUCAGAUUAUUUUUUCAACGUGGCCGUAAUACUCCGUUGUAAAAAAGACAGUUGAAAUAUUUGAAAAAAAACAACAGCAAAAAUGGGAAAAAAAGAGCAAAGAGUGAAGUUGAUAUUAAUAACAGGCUUUUUCACCGAUACGACAAAGCUCAGAUGCAGUUUUUUCUUGAACAUACACGCUAACUUGCCAUCAUAUCUCCAUUUGUUGCUAUACAAACUAUCAAAGUGGCAAAGUUGCAUGCUUCUUUUUCACGAUGUGGCCCUCGCUGGGAAAAGUUUGGACACCACUGAUUCACGGUUAGGCGCAGCAGCGUGAAACAUAAAACAUUUCCAAAAGAAACCUGCUAAGCUAACUUCAGUAAUGUUAAAAGCAAAGAAAUAGUUUUUUUCUUAGUUCCUACUGCAAGAGAGUAAAGAGAGUCUGGGCUGAGAAGAAAACUCCACAAAAUAUGUGGCGGAAAAAUCCGUUUUUUGGGGGGAUUAGGAGGGGACCCAGGGAAAGCUCACUAAGCCACACUUUGAAAACCGCAGAAAAUCCCUCAAUGCUUAGAAAUAACCAGGAAAAAAAAAUAUAAAAAAGCUUUUUGAACAUACGAGGCAAUAUUUUGCUGCUCUUUCACUGGACGGUGAGGAUUAACAUUUUUUUUUUAACUUUUCUGCACGGUAUCCUGCUGACAGGUGGUUUACAUCUUGAUUACAGUCCUCCCUCGCUAUUCAAAAUAUAAUUAAUUUGAAAAUGAUGGCUGUUUGUGGCCUAUUGUUAGUCCAAAAAUAUGGAAAGACAAGUUCAAUGUAGUAUUGUGGUCACCAGGCAUCAGUGAUGUCAUGUGACUUGAGGUUGGAUUACAUUACCUUUCACACUGCAUGGAGACUGGCUACUGAGCCUCUCAUUCUGUGUGGAAGUGGUACGUUUUUGGCUUCUUUGCGCUUCUUCCCCUUUCCGUUUGAAACACUUUCUGAAGUGUAGAACAUGUAAAUUGGAGAGGCUAAGGCUAAGUGUGAAGAAAUUGACUAGUCACAGCCAGGUCUGGGACCAAUUAAGCGUGAUAGACGAGGGACGACUGUACGGCGUCAUAACUGAGAACUGCUAAAAGCGGUGUCGUGUUGCGCGACGGACGCGUUUUGGAGCCCAAAACAAUUGAAGGCAUGACCCAACAAGAGCGCUGUUGUUGUUUUGUGUGUGUGCUGUGUCUUCCAUCACUCUCGCUUCUCCUUCCUGUCUUGUCAGCGUUGUUUCUGUGACUACAUCGCCGUCUACUGGCCUGGCAUGCAUAUUGCAGCAGUGUUUUUCUUGCAGCUUUUAUGACGUCAUUGUGGUAUAUACUGUAAAUGGCCCGCUGAGCCUCCGUGACAGCUGCUCCUCUGACGGCUCCGCCACCCUCACGGCCCUCCUCGUCGCCAGCUGGAAAGGAAAACGAUGAGGUGUCGCCCCUCCUUUCUCUUCAUCACAGAUUGGAACACUUUUUUUUUUUUACUUGACACUUUUUGGAGCUGUAGUAAACACCACUUCCACUAAUAAAGUGAGACGGGGGAUAAAAACCACUGACGUGUACAAUCCAGUACAGCAAGCAGCUGCAGUGAAGGGCAGUGCUGAAGCAUCCCUGCGGGUUUGGCUUGUCUAAUGCAGCACGUGUAUGAUGAUUAAACGCAUACA